This is a messenger RNA of Gavia stellata (red-throated loon), 2893 nucleotides long. It is a transcript of the gene PNISR, whose product is annotated as PNN interacting serine and arginine rich protein. The record is from RefSeq and is a predicted model, not a curated record. Lineage: Eukaryota; Metazoa; Chordata; Aves; Gaviiformes; Gaviidae. Bases 98 to 2569 code for a protein of 823 amino acids. Gene Ontology annotation, cellular component: presynaptic active zone; nuclear speck. Gene Ontology annotation, molecular function: RNA binding. The transcript has 12 exons.
AGAGGGGAGAAAGCGGCCGCGGAGCGGUAGCAGCGGCAACGCCUGCGGCGGGAGGCGGGGGAGAGUUUGAAAUAUAGACUAUAUAAAGACUUAAAAGAUGUGGGAUCAAGGUGGACAACCUUGGCAGCAAUGGCCUUUGAACCAACAGCAGUGGAUGCAGUCAUUUCAGCACCAGCAAGAUCCAAGCCAGAUUGACUGGGCUGCAUUAGCUCAAGCAUGGAUUGCUCAGCGGGAAGCCUCAGGGCAACAGAGUGUAGUGGAACAACAAGGAAUGAUGCCAAACGGACAGGAUAUUUCAGGAAUAGAGUCUGGUCCAAACAACCAUAAUAAUUUUCAGGGGGAUCCCAACUUCAACAGAAUGUGGCAGCCAGAAUGGGGAAUGCCUCACCAACCCCCUCAUCCACCUCCAGAUCAGCAGUGGAUGGCUCCAACCCCAGGUCAAAUGGAAAUUGUUCCUCCAUCUGAAGACAGCAACAGUCAGGACAGUGGGGAAUUUGCUCCUGACAACAGGCAUAUAUUUAACCAGAACAAUCACAACUUUGGGGGACCUCCCGAUAACUUUGCAAUGGGGCCAGUGAACCAGUUUGACUAUCAGCAUGGGGCUGCUUUUGGUCCACCUCAAGGUGGAUUUCAUCCACCUUAUUGGCAGCCAGGACCACCAGGGCCGCCAGGUCCACCAGCACCUCCUGCACCUCCUCAAAAUCGAAGGGAAAGACCCUCAUUCAGAGACCGACAGCGUUCACCUAUUGCGAUGCCUGUGAAGCAGGAGCCUCCACAGAUUGAUGCUGUGAAGCGUAGAACUCUGCCUGCCUGGAUUCGUGAGGGCCUAGAAAAGAUGGAACGAGAAAAACAGAAAAAAUUGGAAAAAGAGAGGAUGGAGCAGCAACGUUCACAAAUGUCUAAAAAAGAAAAAAAGGAAAGUGAGGAGGCUGAAGAAGGGGAUGGCCCACGGUUACCUCAGAAAAGUAAAUUUGACAGUGAUGAGGAAGAUGAAGAUGCUGAAAACACAGAAGCUGUAAGUGUUGGGAAAAUCAGCAGGAGUCCAUCCCCGGUUCCUCAAGAGGAGCAAAGUGAACCAGAAAUGACAGAAGAAGAAAAGGAGUAUCAGAUGAUGAUGCUGACAAAAAUGCUACUGACAGAGAUUCUCUUAGAUGUCACAAAUGAAGAAAUUUAUUAUGUGGCCAAAGAUGUUCACCGUAAAGCAACUAAAGCUCCUGCAAAACAGCUGGCACAGUCCAGUGCACUGGCUUCUCUCACUGGACUCGGUGGACUGGGUGGUUAUGGAUCAGGAGACAGUGAAGAUGAGAGGAGUGACAGAGGCUCUGAAUCAUCUGAUACUGAUGAUGAGGAAUUACGACACAGAAUCAGGCAAAAACAGGAAGCGUUUUGGAGAAAAGAGAGAGAACAGCAACUACUACUAGAAAAACAGCUAGAAGAAGAAAAGCUACAAAAUGAAAAAGUUUCAAAAGAGAUGAAUGAAUUUAUCAAGAAAGAACAAAACAGUAACUCAGCAUCACAGGAGGCAAAAGAAAUUGAAGCAGACAUGGUUCAUGAAAAGAAAAGAUCUCCAAAUGCAAUCGCACCUGAUACAGAACUCAAAAAAGAGGGUAAAGAGAGGACAGGAAGGAGUGGAUCAAGAACCUCUAGCAGUGGUAGCACUAGCAGCAAUAGCAGAAGCAGUAGCAGUAGCAGCACUGUGUCUAGUUCCUCCUAUAGCACUAGCUCAGGUAGUAGUCACAGCUCUUCACGUUCUUCCUCUCCUAAAAGGAAGAAGAGACACAGUCGCAGUAGGACACCUUCACAUAAAGUUAGGCGCAGUAGAAGCAGGAGUUACUCCCACAGAAAUAGGAGAGAGAGGAGUCGGAGCAGGGAGAAAAUAAGAGAAAGGAGAAGAUCUAGUAGAAAUCGCAGUGGUGAAAGAGGAGAGAGGCGAAGAAAUCGGAGUCCUUCUCGAGAGAGAAGCUGGGAUAGACGUAGAAGUAGUAGCUGUUCAAGAGACAGGCGAGCUAACCGUGCAAGCCGCAGCAGAAGCAGGGACAGACGUAAAACUGAAGACCAGCGUAGAAGCCCUACUGGAAAUAGGCACAAACAUAAAAGUGAGGGUAAAGAUCAAGAAAGGAAGAAGGAGCAGGGCGGAGGUGUAGAUAAAGACAGAAAAAAGAACAGAGAAAGGGAGCGAGAUCAGGAAAAACGAAAAGAUAAGCCCAAAAAAGAGGAAAAAGAAAGCAAGGCUGGCAAUCAUGAUGACAGUAGACUAAAGAGAAAAAGAGACAGCGAAAGAACUUUCUCUCGCGGUGAUUCAAUAUGUGUGAAAAUAAUAAGACAGGAUUCCAGACAAGAAAGCAAAAAAAUUUCUACCAAAGAUAGCAAAAAACGGUCAGGCUCCGAAUCUAGUGUGAGGAGUAGUUCUGAAUCACCAGGAAGCAGCAAAGAAAAGAAGGCUAAGAAAUCGAAGCAUAUUCGGUCAUGCUCCAUGGAGAAAUCUCAAAGGUCUGGUAAGAAGGCAAGCCGCAAACACAAGUCUAAGUCACGAUCAAGAUCAACGACUCCUCUUCGUCGUAAACGCUGAGGAAUUUAUGGCACCAGUGCUAUGACGUUUAAAAAUUCCAUGAGUUAUAAAAGGCUUGUCUCAUUAUAGAGGCACAUUGUGGCUAUGUAGGUGAAACCAGAAUCCUUUUUUUUAUCUGUAAAUAGGUGUAUUUUUUCCAAAUGCUGCUCAGAAUUAAAUACCUAAUAGGAUUUCUUUGUAUUACAUUUUUUCAAGAACGGUAGUGCUUAUUAAGAAUAUAAAACAUGCCAUUCUCUUUCAGCUGUAAUGUUCUUAAAAUUACUAUUGAAUGUACUGUGAUGUCAAUAAAGCUCUUUAGUUCAUUUUUUGUUUAAAAUUCUUGCA